Molecule: messenger RNA, 321 nt
Organism: Colletotrichum orchidophilum
Lineage: Eukaryota; Fungi; Ascomycota; Sordariomycetes; Glomerellales; Glomerellaceae
Exons: 1
Source: RefSeq, a predicted model, not a curated record
CGGCUCAUUGUUGCAGAAUCAUCUCUUACCGAGUUCACAAUCCUCAACGAGCUUCGUUGGUGGAGAAACACAGACACGGUGCCAAAGUGGAGCAUUCUCUUUGAGAUAUGUAGGCCAAGACUUCCCAGAACAACAGGACAUAAAAAGCGAAGCACAUCAGUUCAUCCGGAUGUUUUCGAUUUCUAUGACAGACACCUGCCGACGCCACGGAUAAACCGGCCCGGAUAUGCGGGUUUCAUAACUUUUGAAACGCAACACGGAGCUCCAGCAUCGAAAUGUCAUGAACGCGCAUGCGAGAAAGUUACUCCAACACCACAUUGA